CGUGAUUAUCUUCGGCAAGAGCUACUUGCCCGCUACAGCACGCGGGUUAAAGAACUCUUUUCUUCUUUGGGAAUUGAAUAUAAUGUCUUGGAGCUUGAUCAAGUUGAUGAAGGAUCCAGCAUUCAAGAAGUUCUGUUCGAGAUGACUAAUCAGCAGACGGUGCCCAGUGUCUUUGUGAAUAAAGUUCACGUGGGUGGAUAUGAUCGAACUUUCCAGGCACACCAAAGUGGUUUGUUGAAGAAGCUCCUGCAGGAAGAGACAGGCUAUGACUAUGACCUCAUUGUCCUGGGCGGAGGUUCUGGGGGCCUGGCCUGCUCUCAGGAGGCUGCAAUUUUGGGCAAGAAAGUUAUGGUGCUGGACUUCGUGGUCCCAACUCCUCAUGGUACAUCCUGGGGUCUUGGCGGGACAUGUGUCAAUGUGGGCUGUAUCCCGAAGAAACUGAUGCAUCAGGCUGCCCUUUUGGGUCAGGCACUCAUUGACUCAAGGAAAUAUGGCUGGGAGUACAGCAAACAAGUGAAGCACAACUGGGAGACCAUGACAGAAGCCAUCCAGAACCAUAUCAGCUCUCUGAACUGGAGCUACAGGUUGUCUCUGAGAGAAAAGUCCGUGACCUAUGUCAAUGCAUACGGAGAAUUUGUGGAAAGCCAUAAAAUAAAGGCAAUCAAUAGAAAACGACAAGAAACUUUUUAUACUGCUGCAAAAUUUGUUAUUGCUACAGGCGAAAGACCACGGUAUUUAGGAAUUCCAGGAGAUAAAGAAUACUGUAUUACUAGUGAUGACCUUUUUUCUCUGCCUUAUUGCCCUGGCAAAACGUUAGUAGUGGGCGCCUCCUACGUCGCCUUGGAGUGUGCAGGAUUCCUUGCUGGCCUCGGCUUAGAUGUCACGGUCAUGGUGCGCUCCAUCCUUCUCCGCGGCUUUGACCAGGAAAUGGCAGAGAAAGUGGGUUCCUACAUGGAACAGCAUGGUGUUAAGUUCUUGAGAAGGUUUAUACCUGUCUCGAUUCAUCAGGUGGAGAAAGGCUCACCUGGAAAGCUCAAAGUAGUGGCUAAAUCUACUGAGGGACCAGACAUGAUUGAAGAAAUAUAUAAUACGGUUUUGUUAGCAAUUGGCCGUGACUCUUGCACCAGGAAAAUAGGUUUGGAGAAGAUUGGUGUCAAAAUGAAUGAGAAGAACGGCAAAAUCCUGGUCAAUGACGUGGAGCAGACCAGUGUGGCCCAUGUGUAUGCUGUUGGAGAUGUGCUGGAGGGUAAAUUGGAGCUCACUCCUGUUGCCAUCCAGGCUGGCAAGCUGCUGGCCAGAAGGCUCUUUGGGGGUCAUUUGGAAAAGUGUGAUUAUAUCAAUGUUCCAACAACCGUGUUUACACCCUUGGAAUAUGGCUGCUGUGGGCUAUCUGAAGAGAAAGCAAUCGAAAUGUAUAAAAAAGAAAAUCUGGAGGUAUAUCAUACUUUGUUCUGGCCUCUUGAGUGGACUGUAGCCGGCAGAGACAACAAUACCUGCUACGUAAAGGUCAUCUGCAAUAAAUUUGACAAUGAUCGGGUGAUAGGAUUUCAUCUUCUCGGGCCAAACGCUGGUGAAAUCACCCAAGGGUUUGCGGCUGCAAUGAAAUGUGGACUCACAAAACAGCAGCUGGAUAGCACCAUUGGAAUUCACCCUACAUGUGGUGAGAUAUUCACAACGCUGGAAAUCACGAAGGCCUCUGGCCUGGAAAUCACACAAAAGGGCUGCUGAGGUUAGCCCCGCUGCUGCCAGCUCCUCGUCCCAUCCCGUUUCUCCCCAAGAUGAUGCUCUUGGAGGAGGUGGGUCUGCCCAUGGGCACCUGCCAUGUCGUGCAGGCACCUGGGCAGGCUUCCCUCCGGAGUAUGGAGAGAAACCAAAGACAAGGAGAGGAGAGGACAGCAGCGGGUAGAUGCCCACAGACCCAGCUGAUGGGGAGGGGCAGUGAGCAAGCUGCCUCCUUGACGUCUGAGCUCGGAACCCCACUUCGAGGUGAGCUGAGACCGACCCUCUUCCAAGCCAGGGUGGUGCUGCCGAUCCAGAGUCACACCACGGACUCCGGUUACUUCCUGAUUGUUAGUUACCUUUGCUUUGUUAUUUGCUUAAAGCUGUUUCUUGUUCAUGAAACCAGCUCUCAAAUAGUCUCUCUGAGUGCUUGGCAUGACGAUGGUGUGUGGAUGCCAGUGUCUGUCAUGCGGGGAGUAGCUAGCAGCAGUGGCACUGGGGUAUCAAGUAGGGGUGUAUGCCUGCUUAGAGUGAGGGCUUUCGCUUUCCUACCUCCUGGUCUUCCCACAUUUGUUGCUACUUCCUUCUCCAGCUGCCCACCUCGUUUUGGCUCAUACACACUUCUGUUUCUUUUCAUGUUAUUUCUCGAAUAAUAUUAAAAUGUUUUGGUACAA
Messenger RNA from Suncus etruscus (white-toothed pygmy shrew), 2393 nucleotides. It is a transcript of the gene TXNRD3, whose product is annotated as thioredoxin reductase 3. Lineage: Eukaryota; Metazoa; Chordata; Mammalia; Eulipotyphla; Soricidae. The coding region runs from base 142 to 1728 and encodes 528 amino acids. Gene Ontology annotation, biological process: glutathione metabolic process; cell redox homeostasis; cellular response to oxidative stress. Gene Ontology annotation, molecular function: thioredoxin-disulfide reductase (NADPH) activity; glutathione-disulfide reductase (NADPH) activity; flavin adenine dinucleotide binding. The transcript has 16 exons. Gene Ontology annotation, cellular component: cytosol; mitochondrion. The record is from RefSeq and is a predicted model, not a curated record.